Molecule: messenger RNA, 1010 nt
Organism: Liolophura sinensis
Lineage: Eukaryota; Metazoa; Mollusca; Polyplacophora; Chitonida; Chitonidae
Product: transmembrane emp24 domain-containing protein 2-like
Exons: 4
Coding region: 46-657 (203 amino acids)
Source: RefSeq, a predicted model, not a curated record
AAGAAUCAAAACGUGUGGCAUGUUAGCUUGUGAUCGUUGACGAAGAUGGAUAUUUUGCAGGUUUCCCUGGCUUUUUUGGUUACAGUUAUAUAUUUAGGAUCUGUAAACGCUUAUUUUAUAUCCAUAGAUGCCCACGCCGAAGAAUGUUUCUUCGACAAAGUGUCGUCAGGCACAAAACUUAGCUUGAUGUUUGAAGUUGCAGAAGGGGGUUUCCUUGACAUCGAUGUGAAGAUCACAGGACCAGAUGACAAGCUCAUCUAUUCCGGCGAUAGAGAAUCAAAUGGGAAAUACACCUUUGCUGCUCACAUGGAUGGAAUCUACAAAUACUGUUUUAGCAACAAAAUGUCAACAAUGACACCCAAAAUAGUCAUGUUUAGUGUAGACGUGGGUGAAAAACCCAAAGGUGACAACAUGGAAACAGAUGCCCACCAGAACAAGUUGGAAGAAAUGAUCAAUGAACUGUCUACAGCUUUAACAGGAGUUAAACAUGAACAGGAGUACAUGGAAGUUCGAGAGAGAAUCCAUAGAGCUAUAAAUGAUAACACUAAUUCCAGAGUGGUUUUAUGGUCCUUCUUUGAAGCCCUUGUUCUGGUUGCCAUGACAUUAGGACAAGUUUAUUACCUGAAAAGAUUUUUCGAAGUGAGGAGAGUGGUGUAAGGGGAGAUAACUGCCAUAAAGUAUUUUCAGUCAUUCAUACAUUCAUGUCAAGUGGCCUUGAAUUUGGAGGAAAACAACAGAAGCCAGCUGGAGAAACUUCCGUGUUCAGUCAUGAUGAUGUGCCUCUUCAUUUCCUGUUCAUCUUCGACAACCCCUGUCAUUUGUGAAACUUUUGAAAGAAAACAAAAACCAAAAAAAAACAGCUUCGUUUAUAUUUGCCUCCUUUGAUUUGAAAAAUGAUUUUUCAUAAAUUAAUAAAUCAGGCUCAAAUAGAAUACAUGUGAUUCGGGCACAGUUAUGUAUUGGUGAAGAUCUGAAAAUUCAAGAAAACUAUUAAAACCCUCUAAUUUUUG